GUGUUGCCAGGGUGUGUGACAGGCAGGCAUUGCCCCACAAUGCAUUGCUUUAUUUUGGCUGGUAUCUCUGGGAGAUGAUCUGAUACACAUAUUGACCUCCGACCACCGUGGAAUUUUUAAAAGAAUAAAUACGUAUGUAUUAAUUCACGCUUAAGCCAUGCAGUAGUUAAAAACAACUUCAUUUUGAAGGAGGACAAUAAGUCUGUUUACAUUAGAGACACAGGUAACACAGUUGUCACCAUGGCAUCUUCAAAUUUGGAAAGCCAGCUGCAGAGUGCUCAGAAGAACAUUUUGUUUCUUCAGCAGGAGCAUGCCAAUACACUGAAAGGUCUGCAUGCUGAGAUUCGACGACUUCAGCAACAUUGUACAGAUUUGACAUAUGAAUUAACUAUGAAAACAUCAGAUCAGGCUGCUAUAGUCGAGUGGGCCGCGAACCAGGAGGCCCAUGGCAGUCGCUUGGAGAGGUUACGACAUGAGGCAGAAAAUGCUGAGUCAAGGACUUCAGAGUUGAGAAAAAAAUACAGUGAGCUUGAAGUUCAGUUAAAAACUAAAGAGGGUGAGAACAGUGAACUCAUAAAAGAACUGCAGCAGAAAAAUGCAAUGAUAACUGUGCUUGAAAACACAAUAAAGGAACGAGAAAAGAAGUAUUUAGAGGAAUUAAAAGUUAAAAGCCAUAAACUAAGCAUGCUUUCAAAUGAACUAGAACAAAGAGCAAGUACUAUUGCAUAUUUGACUUCUCAGCUACAUGCCACUAAGAAGAAGCUUGUGAGUUCUUCCAGUGGAACAUCAGAUGGCACUCCAAGUGACUCUCAGGCAGCAUCAUCCUAUAAACCUAGCCCUCCAAAAGAAAAGUUACCAGACACACCACGGCGCCGAAUGAAGAAAAGUCUUUCAACACCGCUAAACUCUGAGAUUGCAGAAGUGUACAGACUUGGAUCUGAUGGAAGAAAAAUCCUUUUAAGGGAAUCUCUAGAUGUAAUGCCCGACCCUGCACCUUUCCUUUUAUGUAGAGAAUCUGCUGAGGCCUUAGUAAUUAAGGAGAAGCCUGUUGUUAUUCCACCAAUUCUUCCAGAGCGCAGUCCAGCCAAAGAGAAGCAACACAAGAUGCACAUUGGUGUAGCACAUCGAAUUCAGCAUGUUGCUUCAUCAGCUGCUCAACAUGAAGUAGAAACUCUAGCAGUCGACCAAGUCAAUGACAAUAAGGUUGUAAGAAAGCGCACAGGGACUGACAGAACUGUUUAAAUAUUUGCUGCAAACUCAGCUUCUGCAGUUUUUUUUCAUGCACUGUGAUUACAUACACAUAUAUGUGUACAUAU
Molecule: messenger RNA, 1316 nt
Organism: Protopterus annectens (West African lungfish)
Lineage: Eukaryota; Metazoa; Chordata; Ceratodontiformes; Protopteridae
Gene: CCDC92
Product: coiled-coil domain containing 92
Exons: 5
Coding region: 241-1242 (333 amino acids)
Source: RefSeq, a predicted model, not a curated record